CACUCACCAACUGACUCUUAUAAAAGCAAACGAAUGUUGACAUAUUUUGUGACAAAAAUAAAAAUGCGUUUCAUUCUUCUUAUCGCACUUGUUUUCGCUGUUCUUGACGGAAUAAAUUGCCAAAUUGCUGGUGGAUUGUCUGAUGUGAAUGCCUCUGAGUAUACUGGAGCAGCUUGGAAUUCGGUGCCGGAAAUAAACAGUAAGAAUAAUGGACAAAACUACAUGGUUCCAAUUAAGGUUGUUAAAGCUCAAGUUCAAGUUGUUGCCGGAACCAAUACAGUUUUGGAAGUUCUUGUUGGAGAGUCAACUUGUCCGAGACAAGGAUCAGUUCAAGCUUCUCAAGUCACUGCUGCAAAUUGUCCAUUGAAGUCUGGUGGCAAGCGUGAACUUUACAAAGUGUCCAUUUGGGAGAAACCAUGGGAAAACUUCAAGCAAACUAAGGCUGAAAAAAUCAGAGGUGUGAAACCUGAUGAAAAAAUUUAAAUUAAAUCUGGUGAAUGUAUUCUUGCUUUCUGUACUAUUUUAAAAAAUUGCUAAUAAAGAACUUUGGUUUUUG
This is a messenger RNA of Caenorhabditis elegans, 556 nucleotides long. It is a transcript of the gene cpi-1, whose product is annotated as Cystatin cpi-1. Gene Ontology annotation, molecular function: cysteine-type endopeptidase inhibitor activity. The record is from RefSeq and is marked reviewed. NCBI's taxonomy places the organism in Eukaryota, Metazoa, Nematoda, Chromadorea, Rhabditida, Rhabditidae.